UGUUUUCUGCCGGGGUGUCUCUUCAGUCUGAUGUUCGGACGCCCUCCGCGCUGCUGAGCGGCGCCACGAUGCGGUGCCACAAGUUCUGGGAACCGCGUUCGGUCGGAUUUUACAUUUGGACCGUCAUCCUCAUCAAAGCGUCUCUGCAAGGGGAGCACCAGAGGAGGCUGUACAAGGAGCUGCUGGCAAAUUACAACCGCCUAGAGAGACCAGUCAUCAACGAUUCAGCCGCCAUCCAGGUGGAACUGGGCCUCACCCUGCUGCAGAUCAUAGAUGUGGAUGAGAAGAACCAAGUGCUGAUGACCAACGCCUGGCUGCAGCUGUACUGGACUGAUGUCUACCUGAGCUGGAAUCCAGAAAAUUACCCUGGUGUGCAGAACCUACGGUUCCCUUCAGACCAGAUUUGGACCCCUGACAUCCUCCUGUACAACAGUGCUGAUGAGCGCUUUGAUGCCACCUUCCACACCAACGUGCUGGUGAAUGCUUCAGGUCACUGCCAAUACAUCCCACCUGGCAUCUUGAAGAGCACCUGCUACAUCGAUGUGCGCUGGUUUCCUUUUGAUGUGCAGAAGUGUAACCUGAAGUUUGGCUCGUGGACACAUAACGGGUGGCUGCUGGACCUCCAGAUGCUGGAUGUGGACACAUCCACAUAUAUACCCAACGGGGAGUGGGACCUUGUAGGUGUGCCGGCGAAACGUAACGAGCUGUACUACGAGUGCUGUAAGGAGCCCUAUCCUGAUGUAACGUUCACAGUCACCAUGCGGCGUAGAACUUUAUAUUAUGGACUCAAUCUGCUCAUCCCCUGUGUGCUGAUCUCCGGCUUGGCUCUGCUGGUCUUCUUGCUUCCUGCAGACUCCGGGGAAAAGAUCUCUCUGGGAAUCACUGUGCUCCUGUCACUAACUGUCUUCAUGCUGCUGGUAGCGGAGAUCAUGCCUGCUACUUCUGAUUCCGUUCCUCUCAUUGCCCAGUACUUUGCCAGUACCAUGAUGAUCGUGGGGAUGUCUGUGGUGGUGACUGUUAUAGUUCUGCAAUUUCACCAUCAUGACCCCCAUGGAGGCAAGAUGCCCAAGUGGGUUCGAGUGUUUCUGCUGAAUUGGUGUGCCUGGUUUCUUCGCAUGAAGCAACCUGGUGAUGAGCGGAAGCGAGCCGGGCACAAGUACCGCCACGCAACCCAACACCACACCAGCACUAGCUCCAUUGAGAUGGGUGUUGUACCGAGCCUCAGUGUGCCCCUUUCACAAACCUCCUGCCCCACUGGCACCUCAAAUGGCUCCAUGAACCUCUACUAUGGCAGCUACCACCUCAUAGAGAGCUCACACUGCCCGCCUUCGAGUGAAUCUGGUGUAGUGCUCGGGGGACGUGCCCACAGUUCCCCCAGUGAUGAAGCUGAUGCAUCUGGAGAAGGAUUUGGCAGUGGAGUUGGAGGUCUUGGAAUCGGAGUUGGGAGUAUGAUGGGAGUCACCAUCCCUCCCCCAGAGAUCCAGCGCAUUUUGGAGGAGGUCUCCUAUAUAGCUCAGAGGUUUCGAGACCAGGAUGAAGCUGAGGCCAUCUGCAGUGAGUGGAAGUUUGCAGCAGCUGUAGUGGACCGGCUCUGUUUGGUGGCCUUUUCUCUCUUCUCUAUUAUUUGUACCUUCACUAUUCUCAUGUCAGCACCCAACUUCAUAGAAGCUGUUUCCAAAGACUUCACAUAGCUGGUUGUAGAUAAGUGAGUAACAGAGGG
Thalassophryne amazonica is the source of this 1720-nucleotide messenger RNA. Its product is annotated as neuronal acetylcholine receptor subunit alpha-7-like. The record is from RefSeq and is a predicted model, not a curated record. Bases 69 to 1691 code for a protein of 540 amino acids. The transcript is spliced from 9 exons. Gene Ontology annotation, cellular component: neuron projection; postsynaptic membrane; synapse. Gene Ontology annotation, biological process: chemical synaptic transmission; monoatomic ion transmembrane transport; nervous system process. Gene Ontology annotation, molecular function: transmembrane signaling receptor activity; acetylcholine-gated monoatomic cation-selective channel activity. NCBI's taxonomy places the organism in Eukaryota, Metazoa, Chordata, Actinopteri, Batrachoidiformes, Batrachoididae.